This is a messenger RNA of Histoplasma mississippiense, 300 nucleotides long. RefSeq lists its product with no specific name. NCBI's taxonomy places the organism in Eukaryota, Fungi, Ascomycota, Eurotiomycetes, Onygenales, Ajellomycetaceae. The transcript has 3 exons. The coding region runs from base 1 to 300 and encodes 99 amino acids. The record is from RefSeq and is a predicted model, not a curated record.
AUGAACACUCUGGAAAUUUCCACGAGUAUUAGCCGUCCUUUCCAAGCUUUCCAUUCAUUUCCGAGCACGGGGUUGAGAAUAUGGAACGCCCCUUUGAGGUCCAGGCCUAACGGCCGUCGUUGGGUGUUCCAUUUCGAUGAUGAGACAUUUCAAAUAUCUGGCUACCGUAGAAUCUGCUUGCAUAUAGCAGAGAGAAAGUAUAAAACUGAUCCGAUAUACGUCGGCCGCAAUCCAAGGCGGGACCAUUCUGUAUCUUCCGACAUGGCGCCAGAGACACCAAGCGAUGUUAUUCUAGUCUAG